GGUGAUGGCCAGAGUGACGUUUGGAGCUGUGGCAGUCUUGGCAUGUCUGAUCAGUGUGAGGGACUGCCUUGCUCACUGGACCAGCACAAGUGCACACAAGCCCGAUGACGACGAAGGGUGUCACUGGGGGGACUUAACACACAACCACGUCGUGCUGGCUGUGAUACACGUAUAUAACUUGCCAAGUGCUCCUCCACCUCCGCGAGGUCUUGCCGUUCAUUUCCCGACUCCUCUCCAUCAAAGCAGUCCCCCCACACAGCAGCUCGUUGCCCAACGGUGCCAGUCAAAUUAUUACGAAAAAGUAAACCCUUUUACGAAGGAAGAGGAGCUUUAAGUGAAAAACCAAAGCAGAACAGAUAUACCCACGCCACCAUGAUCCUCGCAGACCUCUUCUCCAUGAUCCUCCGCCUCGCGGAGCUGGCCUUUGCGGCCAUCGUGGCCGGCCUCAACGGCGAGUACCUGCAUGCGGUGCGCAACGCCGACUCGUGGCAGCUCGGCCGCCACAUCUACACCGAGGUGCUCGCGGGUCUCUCCAUCUUGCUGGCCAUCAUCUGGCUGUUCCCCUUCAGCGGGUCCUUCAUCCAUUGGCCGGCCGAUUUUGUCAUUAGCGUCGCCUGGUUUGUGGCGUUUGGUUUGCUGGUUGAUUGGUUGAAUGGCAGCUGCGGAUAUGUUUUUGACUGGGACGGCAUCAACUUCAAUGGAACGGCCUCGUGCUCGCAGUGGAAGGCUACCAUUGCUUUUGCUUUCCUGAGCGCUAUUUGCUGGCUUGCCAGCGCCAUCUUGGGCAUCUACUGGGUGCGCCGCCACACGGCCCCGGUCGACGGCGCUUACUACCGCCGCCGCCGCUGGUACCGCUCGACUGUCUGAAAGGGGUGCUCGAACACUCACGAGAUGUACUCGACAACUUCCUGCUGGCUUCAGGUUGCUUGCUGCUAGUCGGUCUACAUUUGCAAACCCUUCAGGUCAAAAUCACGAUACGAUACCCUAUUUCCAUAUACCCAUCUCGCUCUGUUGAACCUUUGGGCGUUCAGCUGGUCUGGUUCCUGAGAGUCAUGAUUCUUAAUCCUCAAAUUUCAGUUUUGUAAUCUCG
Parathielavia appendiculata is the source of this 1090-nucleotide messenger RNA. RefSeq lists its product as uncharacterized. NCBI's taxonomy places the organism in Eukaryota, Fungi, Ascomycota, Sordariomycetes, Sordariales, Chaetomiaceae. Gene Ontology annotation, cellular component: membrane. Bases 373 to 867 code for a protein of 164 amino acids. The transcript is spliced from 3 exons. The record is from RefSeq and is a predicted model, not a curated record.